UUUUUGGGCCACUACUACACUACCCAACUAUUGAAAGGAGUGAAUUGCAUUCAGAAAGAACUGAUUUUCCCUUCAAGUCAGCUGCAGGCCACAGUUAUGCUCCUUGUGGUCUUCAGUUUUACAUCCUGGACUCUCCCGUCCCGAGCACUAUUUGUUCUCACUUCAGUCUGUGGUCUGAUACACCAGAAGAAAACCUCGGGGGAGAUUUGUUUUUCAUGUCUCUUUUUAAAUCUUAAGUAAGUAAGUUUAAGUAGCAAUACUUCAGUGAAGAAAUACUCUGUUACAAGUUAAAGUCCUGAGCUUAAGUAGAGACACAGAAGUAUAUUCGGCAAAAUGUAGUUAAAUUGUGAAAAGUAGAAGUGCUCAUUACGCUGCAGAAUGGCCCCUUUUAGACCAUUAUAUUAUUGGAUUAUUGCUAGUGAUGAAAUACUGCAUGAGCAGCUUUUUUAUGUGGAAGCUGAGUUGAAUUUGAACUGAUUAUAUACUGUUGGCUGCUUUAAUCUGUAACUAAGCAUCGUCCUGCUUUGUACAAACAAAUCCUGUGUUUUGUGUGUAAAAUCUUAAUCUGUAACGUAACAAUAGCAGUCAAAUACAUGUAGUGCUCUGAGAUCAUGCUGUUGCUUUAGAGAAUGGAGGUUUUUGCAGCCUUUUUCAAAAUCAGAUGUGGAAACUGUCCGGCAGAAUAACAAUCAACUCCGACUUUUGUUUUGAAAUUUAGGACUUGGUUCUUGUAUCCUUCUCUAUGGUGUGUAUGACCUUAUGUAACAAUGAUAUAACCAACUGUGUGUGUGUGUGUGUGUGUGUGUGUGUGUGUGUGUUUGAAAGAACAUGGUCACAGAUGCCACAAUCAAUUAACAAAUUAAAAUGAACACUACGUUUCACCAUGAGCUUUGUUUUAAGAGGCCUGAUAUUUUACUUCUUAAGAAAUGUGACUGAGUGUGAUUGGAGUUUACACGCCUAUUGGCUUCAUCUGUUUUGGAGAUUAAAACUUUAUCCAAACAAGGAGGUCACGAUCAAACUGCAUGACCUCUGUAUUUUUAAAGUUUUGGCCACAGCCCAGAAUGUAGUGAAAGGUGCAAUAUGUUCCUCUAAAAUGUAGCGGAGUGAAGGAUUACAGCUCAGUUGCAUUAUUUUAUUAAAAGUGAUUUGGUGGCAUGUAAAGCUGCAGGUAUACUAGAUAUCUGUGAUCACUAAAGAGAUAUGAGCCAACAUUAUAAUUGUAGUAAAUUGUAUUAAUUGCAGCAAUCACACUGAUUCUGUCUUUUUGUGCCUUCGCUUAUUAUUAUUAUUAUUAUCUUAUUAUGAUGCUGAGCCUUUUUUUCUCAGAACACAUUCUAACUCAUUAUGUUUAUUGAGUACAAACUCCCUUAAAAUGUCUAAAAUCCAAAUAUUACACAAUGAACAUUAGUAUAUACUGUAAUCCAUUAGAGCCUGGCUCCAUUCACUCUACUGCAUCUACUGUAAAGCUCUGCCAAUACAUUAAGAUCAAAGACUUUAUACAGUCGUCAUCAUCAUCGUCAUCAUUAGUGCUUGCAGCAAUCACAUACAUUACCUUGACGACAUGCUUCUCACAUUUUAAGUUGUUCAGUGCUGAACCACAACUGAUCUUGAUUUUGCCCAUUUUUUCAAGACUUUGUGUCAUUUUAUUGAAGAGAAAAAGCAAAACAGGAUGCUCCAGAUAUGCCAAAAUAAAGUUCAGAAAAAAUGUUUCCUUUUUACAAAUUAAUGACACUGAGCAGAUAAUAUCGUCUUUAACAUAUGUUGUCAAAUGUUAUGAUAUUAAAAACACUUAUUUAUUUUUAUUAUGAUUAUAUAAAUACCUAUUGGUGCUGUAACGCACAUGGACAUUUAUAUCUGUAGGAAUUAAGCAUUUUCCUGUCACUGUGCGUGGAAAGCAGCACCCUUCAGAGCGCACUCGAGCUGUGGUAAUACUUCCUCAGCUUCAAAAAAAAAAAAAAACGAUUCAAAUUUUAGGGACGCUCUUGUAUUUGAUCCUUUCCAAGAAUGAGGAAGAAAAAAAAGGAUCUUUAUGAUUUGUCCGCCUGCGUUUCUUCUCUCCGCCUUGUUCCGCGCUGCGGAGCUGCAGUGAUGUCAGCCUGAAUGGGUCAUAUGAAGGUCAGCAGCCUCGGAAGGGUUCAUGCAAAGUUCACUCGCAUAUAUUAGGCAAUUCAAUCUUUCAUUCUCGGUGGCAAAACUAGUUGGAAAUGAGCUGCACGGGGGGACGGAUAACCCAUUCGUCAUCGGAGAGGAGAACGUGCGUUUAAACGCUGUCCGUGAUAUUUUUGAGAAUAGAAAAGAAGGAUCCUCCAGUUCAUGCGGGCUUUGCCGCUGCUGGUAACCGGGACGGGACGACUUCAAUGAAAACACGUCGGAUAUCAACAUCAUUAUUAUUAUUACGAAGAAGUCCCGUUCACACGUCCGUGGCAGCGCGCUGACUGGACACGAUGCGAGGAAAUGGCAAAGGAGCAUUUAGAGCAGCCGUGGAGCAUUUUGGUCCGAAAUAAUUCAUGAUUCCGGUGCGGGACGAAGGAGAACAAGAGGAGCGAAAUCUGCCGUGCCAAGAAGAAGAAGGAGAAGAAGAAGGGGAGGAGGAGGAGAGGAGCAGCAGGAGGAGGAGGAGGAGGAGGAGGGGGGAGAAUCAGCGGAGUUUGAUGGAGUUGUGUGCGCUUAUGCCGGUGAUUUUUAUCCAUAACGCACAAGACUAGUUGAACGACGCGCCGUCAUCAUGUUUGACUGCAUGGACGUGCUGGCCGUGAGUCCCGGGCAGAUGCUGGAUUUCUACACGUCCAGCCCGUCCUCCUGCAUGCUGCAGGAGAAGGCUCUGAAAGCCUGCAUCAGCGGACUGGCGCACAGAGAGUGGCAGCACCGCCGGAGCGCACACUCCAUUGAAACGCAGAGCACCAGUUCUGAGGAGCUCGUCCCCAGCCCGCCAUCCCCGCUGCCCCCUCCUAGAAUCUACAAGCCCUGCUUCGUCUGCGAGGACAAGUCCUCUGGAUACCACUAUGGUGUCAGCGCUUGUGAGGGCUGCAAGGGUUUUUUCCGCCGAAGCAUCCAGAAGAACAUGGUGUACACGUGUCACCGGGACAAGAACUGCAUUAUCAACAAGGUGACGAGGAACCGCUGCCAGUACUGCCGCCUGCAGAAGUGCUUCGGAGUGGGAAUGUCCAAAGAGUCUGUUCGAAAUGACCGGAAUAAGAAGAAGAAGGAGAGCCCAAAGCUGGAGCUGGCAGAGAGCUACGAGCUGACAGCCGAGCUGGAGACCAUCAUUGAAAAGAUUCGUAAGGCCCAUCAAGAAACCUUCCCCUCCCUCUGCCAGCUUGGCAAAUACACCACGAACUCGAGUGCAGACCACCGUGUGAGGCUGGACCUGGGCCUGUGGGACAAGUUCAGCGAGCUGGCCACCAAGUGCAUUAUCAAGAUCGUGGAAUUUGCCAAACGAGUGCCUGGCUUCACAGCGCUGACCAUCGCGGACCAGAUCACGCUCCUGAAAGCUGCCUGCCUGGACAUUCUGAUCCUGCGCAUCUGUACGCGGUACACCCCCGAGAAGGACACCAUGACCUUUUCAGAUGGGCUGACCCUCAACCGGACGCAGAUGCACAACGCUGGCUUCGGCCCGCUCACCGAAUUGGUGUUCACAUUUGCCAACCAGCUGCUGCCCAUCGAGAUGGACGACACGGAGACAGGCCUCCUCAGCGCCAUAUGUCUCAUCUCCGGAGACCGUCAGGACCUGGAGGAGCCCUCAAAGGUGGACAAGCUCCAGGAACCGCUCCUGGAAGCUCUGAAGAUCUACGUGAGGAAGCGUCGGCCCAGCAAACCGCACAUGUUCCCCAAAACCCUGAUGAAGAUCACAGACCUGCGCAGCAUCAGCGCUAAAGGAGCAGAGCGGGUCAUCUCUCUGAAGAUGGAGAUCCCAGGUUCGAUGCCGCCGCUUAUCCAGGAGAUGCUGGAGAACUCGGAGGGCCAAGACAGCAGCAGCAGCAGCGGCACUAGCAGCAGUCGUAGCAGUAGUGGCAGCAGCGGCACCAGCAGUAGCAGCAGCAGCGGCACCAGCAGUAGCAGCAGCAGCAGCAGCACUUCGGCUGAGGCGGGGGGGGCCAGCCCCAGCAGUAAGGGCAGCCCCAACGAGGACGCCGCUGCCGCUGAGUCGCCGGAGUCGUUGGACACCGAGGGGGCUGCGGCCACGCCGCCCAGCGACGAGCCCUAGUAGACUCUCUAUGACAUUCCUUGGCACAAAAAAGGAACAGCCAGGCAAGGCCCCGACCCCCUAUAACCCCCCUCUACCCCAACUCCUUUGCUUGGUAUUACGUUAUAUCCUCGCCCUAUUUCUUCUUCUCCUGAAAUUCCCUCCUUAAAAAAAAGAAAAGGUCAACACGGAGGCCUCAAAAGGAUCAGUGCUUUGUGUAUAGUUCUGAAUUCAGCUCUUAUUUGGCGUGGUGUCUCUGGGACAGAGGCUGUGACAGGAAGGGCGUGGCCCUCGCAAACCGCCAGAGAUGAUACUCCUCAGGUCUCCUGUGUAAAUUCUUAUCUGCAUGACGGGAGUUUGAUAAGUGGUUUUACUCCUCCCUCUCUCUCUCUCUCUCUCUCUCUCUCUCUCUCUCUCUCUCUGUCUUACUCUGUCCUCUUCUCAUCUCUCAUAUUGUCGGCAUACGUACAUUGUACAUACCAUUGUAUGGUUAGAUCUCUGUUUCUAUGAUGAAUUUUGUGGUGCUUUUUUCAUUGUCUUAAAUAUUAUCUUUGAGGCGACGCGUCAAGGUUAAGAGCGGGACUGAAUUGUAAGUCCUUCAAAACAGUUAUCUAGAAUGUUAUUGCAUAUAGACAUUAUGGAAGUCUAAUAUUUUAUAUUUGUUCCUAUAUUUAAAACGGUUUCUGUCUUUUAUAACACUUCUCGGUUCAUGUCUCCACAUGAAUGAGUGUACAUCCACGCCGCCAGAAUGCGAAGCUUCUCUCCAUAUCGACAGCCGCGUCUGUUCAACUGUUUCCUCGUAAGGAGGGAAGCACAACAGCAGAAGCCUUCGAUACACACUCAUCAGAUUGACCGCGUCCGUCUGAGUCUCGGUCUCGACAUGAAUCACAGAGACCCGACGAGCGAGAUUAGAUUUAGCACGAGCCAGUCUAUGAAAUCAACUCAUCUGGUGGCUGUAUCUCCUCACUAAAUCAGUUUACCUCACUGUCAAAACAAAUUGGGAAAAUGAGGUUGCUGAUAGAUGCCAGAGAUUUCUUUUUUUCUGCAGCAGGCUGUGAUCACAUAGGACGCUUUCUUUGUAUCCAUUUCCCUGUUAGCGUAUUCUUCAGCUGGACCGUGAUUCAACUUAAACUGUGUCGCACUUUAUGAUCACCUGGUCAGUUGAGGGGUUUAACAAGUUUAACAAGCCAAUGUUGUGCCACAGUUUGUUUCCCUUAAAGGAAUCCUAUCCCCUACGGCAUCAUCACGCUUAUGUUUUACUGCUCUCAAACCACAAGUCACUGAGUCUGAUUAAGAACAAGUCUGGCUUCACAUUACUCUACUUAUUUGUUAAUCUAAUUUCCACCAACAUGAUUUCAUUGUUCAGUGGAAAAGAUACAAGUAAAAAAAAAAAAAGAAGGUCUGAUUGGCAGGGAAAGUAAUUUAUCAGAGAAUGCAAAUGUUGGCACAACAACUGAGAUGAAAGUAAAUCCUUGAAGCAGACGUCUUGUAUCCACAUUCUCUGCUUCCAGACUGGCAUGUUGCCCUCCUGUUAGCGAGCAGAGCCAGCACCCGCUUCCUCUUGCCUGGUGUGAAGAAAGUCUGUGUAGCAAGAGGCAAGAAAGGGAAUACGCUGAAGUAGUGCAUUGACUUGACGUAAUGUCCUUUACACGCAACAAUCUAACGUAAGCUAACAUUAACUAGCAGAAGCCACCAUGAACUGACGGUCAUACAGAACAAAUAAGGUUAUAGCAGCAAAAAAAAAAGUUGUUUUAUUACAACUUUGGUCUUUUGUGGUCGUAGUUUUGUCCAUCCCUUUUAAUCAGUUAUGCCAAUGUUGUUCUUACAACAGCAACAGUAAGUUCAAGUUUUCUGAAAUUAUGUUUAAAUAAUUUGUUUAAAUAUGCAAUGAGGCAUGAUCAUAUAUGUGCUAAUUUGUAUACAUUUCCAGAGCAGUAAUUGGAUGAAGCCUGGUUUAAACUUCUUAUCUCAUUUUGUUGACAUAACAGAGUCAAAGGAUUUUACUGAGAGAAUUUUGGAUAUCUCUUUUUAUCACUCCAUAAAUCAGAAACUACUGUCAACAGCCACAACAAAAUCCGUUUUUGCCAUAUGUUUAGGAAUAACAUCUUAUAUAAAUUAGGCUAUGAAUGAUGUAUGAACAAACCCCUCAGUAAAAUCAUUUCAGAAUAUAGAUAGGAAUGAAACUGGAAAAAUCUCAUUUGGAGAAAACAGCGUUGCUUCGUUUUGUAUUCAAGCGGUCAGUCUGAUCACAGCCUUUGAUUUUUCUCUUUUUUUUUUGAAUUGCCUGACUGUCAACCUAAUGAGUGUGUAUCUACCGCUAACAGCAUGUACUACAAACCGCGCUCUACAAACGCACAUGGGCUCUGUUAUGGCCUUAUGAGCAGAGCUCCUCAACCCGCUUUUCUCUCCCUUUUCAGAAGUGUCUUGUUAGAACCGGUGGAACACGGGGGCAAUGCAAUCCUUAAAAACACACUGAUGACCGGACCGUGUGGGUCGGGACGAUUGUACACUUAAUGUAGAAAGCACACAGUGGGGUGGGAUCCACAAAACCCUCUCUGAACGUUCGCCUUGCUCUCUCAGACUUGACGGUGUAAGGUACAUUCAAUGAUGCAAAACGAGAUUCCUGAAGCUCUCGAGAAGCUUCUCUUUGGACGGUAGAUCCGACUGAUCUCAUUGGUGGGGAAGCAGUGUCUCGCAUCGGACGAGGUGGUCCUAGAAAGCUGCUUUUGCUCCACAGCUGAGGUCACACAUGAUACUGAACAAUAACAAAUGAACUCCAUUAUAUCCCUUUUAUAAAGACCCAGAUCCCUCACUACCCUGCUGGCUGAACAACGGCUCCAAUCGCUCUGAUGGCAACAGGGGACAAAACCAACUGUAGCACUGAAACACCUUUGAACCUCCCUCGCAACCCAAAUGGAGGCCAAAGUUCAGCUUCAAUGAAAUUAAGCACAAAGAGAAUAUUGAUACUAAACAGCACUGCUUCCGUUUGCAAAUGAUGCAGGAAGUACUGUAGGUCUGCAGAUGACUCGGUCUCGGUUUGAACACAAAAUGAGCAACCAGUGAAGGUUUAUAAGCAGUUAUUUGUGCCAGGAGGAGUUUAAAUUGUUGUAUCUGAAUUUGAAGUAAUUUCAAGCUCAACAGGUAUGAAACCAGACUGGAUUAAAUCCAAGUUGAUGCUUCAGUACAAACAACCUCAGAGAUCAACCCCAUGGUAUAGAGUUGACGACAUGAGAAUGACCAGACAUUCCUGCAUGUUCGUUUUUCUCAUGUGUGAACUCGCUCGCUUGUUCUAGAGCUUUUGAUCUUAAUCAGAUGAGCUGUGCAAAUAACUCUCACUUUAUUUAAACGUGUGAAUUCUGAGUGUUUAACUUAUGCUCUAUAUAGUUCCUUCAAAAAACGUCAACAAUGGGAAGAAAUUGAACAAACCCAAAACACAAUAUAACGCAUUUGAAAGAGAUGAAAUCAGGUUUGUGUUGCACUUGUCAGUGACGAUCUGAAAUUAUUCAAAUCUUUACGUGUAUCUAAUUAACAACUAUAGAAUAAUCUAAUGACUGUCUAUUUAUUAGGUUUGUAGGAAAUGAGGGGACUGAUUUUGGGCAUAGUGAUGUUUAAAUUUGAGCUGAUUGUGAGCACUUUUAGGACUUCUCGUCCAUAUUCAUGAUAUAUUAUUAAGUUUGAUGACGCUGAGCUCCUUAAAUCCAGAUCCAAAUUCAAAACCUGGCACAAAUAUCUUCGCAUUCAUCUUCAACACAGUGAUAGAAUACUGACGCUGUUGCAGAGACUAGAUGAGUUAUUCAGCUGCUCGUAUUUGAUCCCAAAUAGAAACGUUAGACACCCCUUUAGGGCGGUGAAGGGUUCUGGGUCUCGGCAGCACACAAUGACAACACACCUGCAUUCCAUCCCUGCUGAGAAAUACAUAUCAUAAGGGAAACCAGAGCUGUUUCAGUUUUUCGUUUUAACGUGUUUGAAUGUGUAUAAUGUCAUGGAGUCUGUCAGAAGAAUGAUAUGCAGUGUUAAGGAAUACUUACUUCUAUCUCAAUGUAACAUAGGAAAUGCUCUCCCUUGGUUCUCUCUCUGUCCUGCUCUCCUGGUGAGAGAUGAAGGGAGGCAUCUCGGUGUUUUAUUUUAUUUUUUCUGUUUUUAUUUUUGAAUUUUUUUAAAGCUGGAAAACCUUCACAGCCGAAGAAUGUCCACAUCCACCCCGAAGCGCCCAGGACAGCCGCCAGGCGCCUGGCCGCGGCAGGGACCGUUAUCUGCUCCUUAAAUUCACAAUGCUGAAUUUCUCUUGUUCGUUUCUGUUGAAUGUUGUACCGACGUAACUGUAAUACUCUACUAUCUAGCUCACUGCAGAGAUGUUAUAUAAAUGGUGUGUGCUUUGCAUUCCAAUUGGCAGCUCUGUGGAAAAGACGCUCUGUUAUGUGUCCUUGGGAACAUCAACUCACAUCCAAGUGUAAAAAAGAAAAAGAAAAGGAGGAGGAGGAGGAGGAGGAGGAAACGCAACUUGGUUGGCGGAUCUGAGCAUCCAGGUCGGACUCCACACAACACACGAGUAUAUAUAAUUUGGGACAAUGAGUCAGAGGAGCCCACGAACGGGAGAAAUGGACGACCAAGUCACCUCAGCAGACGAUAUCGUCAGUAUGUUCUGUUCCUGUUCCAUGUCAAACAACAGAGCUGCUUGUGUUUCCCUCCUGGGCCACGGAGCCAAUCAGCUGUCGUCAAUCAAUCAAACCCAAUCAGUCGACAGCUGUUUGGUUAACAGGUCAACUCGUGAACUAGGGUUGGACCGAUAUGGGGUUUUAAGAAACUGAUAGACAUUUUUUUGGAUUGAAUCAGCUGAUUUAUUUUUGUGUCAAUAAUUGGUCAAAGGAAAAAUUGAUCUUCCGAUACUCUUAAACAGUUUGACAUCAGCCUGGGUGUUGAGUGCAUGCAGGGCUUUCCCAAGAAAGGCUUUCAACAACACCCACACAACCUCCCUUCGCUGGGAAUAUCUCAAAGCUGCACUAAUCAAUAUUUUUCUAUGAACAAGGACAAACUAUCAACAAACUCUGCAGUCCUAUGGAGUCUCUUUUUAGCCUCUUUUAGUGCUUUGGGUUAGUUUUGAAGCAGAGCAACAUAACAGUUUUAACCUAGUUUCCAACUGCAACCACCAGCUGUUUGCAAUCUAAAAGCUCUGAUACACCCACUGUACACUAUACCUGGUCAGAGCUAAACGACAAACAGACAGAGUUAGCGAUACGCUAACUAGCAUCAGAGCUAAAAGAGAGUGACUUUUGCUUUACGUUUGUCAAAAUGGCCAGAAACACGACUCAAAAUGAAUGCUUAUGUUGCUUUGUGUGUGCUGGACGUGUAAUAUAGACGACUGUAUGCUAACACGUUUACCGUAACGACCUCAUGAUGUGUCAAUGUUGUGAUCACAUGCUUGUUCUGCUGCAUCCAAGUGGCCAAACAAAAAAGUUACCGCAGCCUUAAAGUGUGGUUACAUUGUUCACAUUUUGGCAAUUAUAUACAGGAAUAAAAUGAUAAAUCUAUACAAAAUUCAAAGUUGCUGCAAAAUCUGAAAUUUUAUUGAUGCUAUGUUGGCAGAGCGGGAAAAGUGAUAAAACUCCCCAAUAUUCUGACUUGGAAAAUGUCAAUGCAUUAUUAGAAGACGGUUAGCCUCCUUUGCUAACCUUGAAGACACAACAUAGAAAUCUAAUUAGCAAUUUUUAACAUGUUACGAAUCGACUGAAUUAUACUCAAUAUUGGAUUUUAUUCCAAUGUAACCGUCACUUAUUUGUUAACACUUAUGUAAUUAUUUUCACCGCGUGUCAGAAAUUUCCGAUAUUUGAGUAAGAGGCUGACUUAACUUUUUUUUUUUUCCACUCGGGAUUUGCGGUCUGAACAACUUGAACUUGAGUGCAGUAUUAGCUUACUUACUAUCUUGCUUCUCAACUAAUUAAAACACAAGAACAUAGCAUUACGGACGUGAAGACUCAGGCCCACAUAUCGGUUUAACCCUAGAUAGAACAGCCAGACGACAUGAACCUCAGUAUCAAUCAUCCACCGUGGGUAGCUCUGUUGUUGUCCGUCCUGGAGGUGUUUCCUGGUAGGCAUCACAAACUGUCCACAGUCGCCUUCUUCCCCCCCCCCCCAUCGGUGUCAAGAGAACCUCACCACCAAUCAUAAUGCAGUGUUGUAUAUUUGUGUUAAUAUGAAACAUGAUGGUCACGAGAGUGAAAGUCGACCUCACGAGUGGCUCUGAGGUUUGAGCCCAAGUCUGUUUCAGCUCUCCAUUUUGAAUAUUGUCUUUGUUUGUACAUUAACAUAUGCUUUUUAUGUUCAUAUACUGUUAAACUUUACCAUGAACUGUCCUGGCAAAGUAAUAAAAUAUAUUUAUUUUAAAA
Messenger RNA from Anarrhichthys ocellatus (wolf-eel), 10566 nucleotides. RefSeq names its product retinoic acid receptor beta. Lineage: Eukaryota; Metazoa; Chordata; Actinopteri; Perciformes; Anarhichadidae. Gene Ontology annotation, molecular function: nuclear receptor activity; nuclear glucocorticoid receptor binding; zinc ion binding. The record is from RefSeq and is a predicted model, not a curated record. Gene Ontology annotation, cellular component: transcription regulator complex; nucleus. The coding region runs from base 2726 to 4204 and encodes 492 amino acids. The transcript is spliced from 8 exons. Gene Ontology annotation, biological process: cellular response to corticotropin-releasing hormone stimulus; retinoic acid receptor signaling pathway; regulation of transcription by RNA polymerase II.